This is a messenger RNA of Closterium sp. Naga37s-1, 1575 nucleotides long. The record is from the annotation of a GenBank genome assembly. NCBI's taxonomy places the organism in Eukaryota, Viridiplantae, Streptophyta, Zygnematophyceae, Desmidiales, Closteriaceae.
AUGGACAUGGCCGCAAUAGCAGGUGCGGGGAGCAGAGGCGGUGGCGCAUUCAGGCAGUCUCGGCGCAAGAUUCUCGGGGACGGCAACGGGUGCGAGAGGUGCGGUCUCUCCGCUUUUCAUGCCGCGGCAGCGCGGCCGGCGGAGAAAACGAUGGGCUCAGCAAUUCGCGGAAAGAAGGCCAGAGUGGUGGGCGGAAAGGUGGAGCAAGGACUGGAAGCAAUCGUGCCAGAGACGGGAUUUGAGGAUGACCGCAGAAUGGCGGAGGAGGAAGCAGCUCCGGGACCGAAUAAUAGAGGAGCUCGGCGCGGUGUGGACACGACCAUUAGGAAGAGUAAUGACGACGACCUUACUAAGCCCUGGGCGGGCCGAGGGGACGCGGGAGGUACCAGUGGGCGCAGCAUAGGCCAGAGCAGCCGCGGAAGCAGCGGAAGAAGCAGCGGCAGCGGCAGCGGCAGCGGCUUGUGCAGCAGCAGCAGCGCGCAGGACACCCCUGUCAUGCUCACUCGCGCCGCCUCCUCCCCCUCGCUCACCACUUGCUCUUUCCCCAAUUCCUCCCCCUCCCCGCUCCCCUUCAUGUCCGCCUCACCUCCCCGCUCCCCCUCGCCUUUCCCCUCUCCUCGCUGCCCUUCCCCGUGCGCGCAUUCCGCACGAACCCGGACUUCCCCGGAAGGGUGUUCUCCGCCGUCCCCGCCGUCCUCCCCGGGCGCGCAGCCGUCGUGUCUUGGCGCGUGCCGUCUGCUGCCGAGAACUCGCGGGCCCACGAAAAGCGCGGGGAGGCCCCCUUCAGGGUGGAGGGCGGGCGGAGCAGUGGCGGAGGCUCUCCCCCGGUGGCACGCGGGCGCGGCUGGACUUGACUUGAGGGGGGAGGGAUCAGGAGGAGAGGGUCUGGUGGAUGGGUGGAGGCUUGACGAGAUUCAGAGAGUGGCGGGAGGCUGUUUUUCUGCGGAAAGACGAACGUUGGCGGAGGGCGGGAGUGGCGCGGAAGAACGCGGGAGAGGGGGCGACGGUAGAACUCAUGGGCUCAGGCGCGGCGGUAAGGGUAUGGUAAGAGAAGGGUGUGUUGCCGAUGAGAACGCCUGGGAGGAGAGUGGGGAAGAGAUGGAUGGGGCGAGGCAGUUGGAGGAAGGGUGGGGAGAGGAUGAGGACGCGGGGGAGUCGGAGGAGGAGGAAGGGGAGGAGAAGGAAGAGGAGGAGAAGGAAGAGGAGGAAGAGGAAGAAGAGGAGUGGUGGAUGCAUCACCCGCGGCCGCAAACGCCGAUGAUGCUGCUUGAGUGGCAGGAUCUGGUGGUGGGGGAGAUGGGCGACGAGGAGAAGGAGGCUGCAGGGUUCUGGAGAAGUGGAGGAGGGGUGCUGGGUGGGGGUGCUGGUAGUGGCAGUAGAUCGGGCCGGAGGAGGAGGGAAAGUGGGAGUGAAUGGGGCGAUGGAACAGAGAGUUGGAGGGAAGGUAGCAUGGAGUGUGACCUGGUGGAGGAGGAGAGAGGUGAGCUGCAGAGGGAGCAGUCAGAUGCUGCUGUACGGGAAGCAGCAGGCACCGGUUCACAUGAUGGAAAAUCGUGGUUGGGUCCACCCACGUGA